AAGAGUAUCUGUUAGAGAUGACGAAGAUAUCUCUAAUGUGGCUUCUUUUGAUCGUUUACUUCCUGCAAUUGUGCGCAGGGCAGGACUUGAAAACACAGUAUUUAAGUCCUCACAACGAUGCGAGGUCUCAAGUGGGCGUGGGCCCUCUGGUGUGGGACGAUACUGUGGCUGCCUACGCGCAGAACUAUGCUAAUCAACGCAUGGCGGACUGUGCGAUGCAACAUUCAGGCGGUCAGUAUGGAGAAAACCUUUUCGGAGGACAAGGUGCGGAAUUUACACCUGCAGAUGCCGUGAGAUCAUGGGUUAACGAAAAGAAAUAUUACGAUUAUAAUUCCAAUUCAUGUGCUCAAGGGAAAGUGUGCGGACAUUAUACUCAAGUGGUGUGGAAAAAUUCGCAGAAGCUUGGCUGUGCUCGUGUUAAAUGUAAUAAUGGAGGUAUUUUCAUUACCUGCAAUUACGAUCCGCCUGGGAAUUACGUAGGCCAGAAGCCCUACUGAUUCCAUGUCUGUUGUCUUUCAGUAAAUCGUGCGUAUCCUGUAUUAUCACCCAUGUAGUAUUCCUCUCUAGAUCCGAUAAGUGAUAUUGACCUCUGACGCAAAGUUGGUCACUGAAUAAAGUCUAUCUUGUGUUCCUUACUGAU
This is a messenger RNA of Cryptomeria japonica (Japanese cedar), 640 nucleotides long. RefSeq names its product pathogenesis-related protein 1A. The coding region runs from base 18 to 497 and encodes 159 amino acids. Gene Ontology annotation, cellular component: extracellular region. The record is from RefSeq and is a predicted model, not a curated record. The transcript has a single exon. NCBI's taxonomy places the organism in Eukaryota, Viridiplantae, Streptophyta, Pinopsida, Cupressales, Cupressaceae.